This is a messenger RNA of Corapipo altera (White-ruffed manakin), 4749 nucleotides long. It is a transcript of the gene CCSER1, whose product is annotated as coiled-coil serine rich protein 1. NCBI's taxonomy places the organism in Eukaryota, Metazoa, Chordata, Aves, Passeriformes, Pipridae. Bases 43 to 2697 code for a protein of 884 amino acids. The record is from RefSeq and is a predicted model, not a curated record. The transcript is spliced from 9 exons.
UAGUUUAUUGGCCGUGAGGAGCCACGGACACUUUGUGCCCUGAUGGGGGACUCAGGAUCCAGACGAUCGACUCUAGUAUCUCGGUUGCCAAUAUUCAGGAGAAGUGUUAGCCGGAGACACGACUCCCUUCCUUCCUCUCCUUCUUCUGCUAAUGCCAUUGGUGCCCACACCUCCUCUCCAUCCAGCACAAACUCCAGCUCAGGGAGCACAGGAAAGCGUCGGAGUAUUUUCCGCACUCCUUCCAUUAGCUUUCAUAACAAGAAAGGGAGUGAGCAGAAGCAGGACUCAGCUAAUCAAAAUGUUAACAUCUCAAAUGGUGCCCAGUCCUCUCUCAGCACUUUUCAAAAACUCAGCUUAGAGGAGCACAUAAAAAGCAGAGGAAGACAUUCAGUUGGCUUUGGCAGCUCACGUAGCAAGAAGAUAACAAGGUCUUUAACAGAUGAUUUUGAAAAGGGAAAGGAACCCUCAGCUAAUAAAAAUGUCUUCAUAAAUUGCAUAAGCUCUGGAAAGAAUGAGGGUGAUGAUUCGGGCUUUGCGGAGGAGCAGAGCCGAUAUUCUGUCAAACAGUCCACACGAAAACUUCUCACUAAAUCUUUUUCAUCACACUACAAAUUUUCCAAACCAGUUCCAGAGAGUCAGUCAGUUACCUCUGUGCAGCAGUCCAGGUGCUUACUGGAAGUUAAAUCCUAUGUGGAAAGCGAACCUGUGAUUGCCAAGUCCUCUCCUCCAUGCUCAGCCGAGACUACAGAGUGCAUGGGAAGCUCCUUGCAGUCCCCUCUGCUCUCAGCUGACCUCACAGCUGCCCAGACCCCCUCUGACUUUGUUGCCCUGACGGAGGAUUCUGUUUCAGAGGUUGAUGGUCUGCCCAGCAGUGGACCUGGUGCACUGCUCGCAGAGGAUUUUGGCCAUGAUGUCUCUACCUCUCACGUCUUCUUUAAUCCUGAUGCUGCUCCUGCAAGGGAAAUGGAUUUUGUGGAAAGUACUGUCCAUUCUGCUGGUGUAUCUCCUGCGAGUCACGCGAGCUCAUGUACUGUUGGAUCUAAUACCUUAUUCAAAACCUCAGCUGCUAAUCAAGCAGAAGUACUGUUGAAAGCCAAUGGACUGCAUAUUAAUGAUGCCAGGCACAUAGAAAAAAACAAUGUGGACAAGGCACAUUUAGAAACCUUUGUGUUACAGCAUAGUGAAGAACCAGUGAUACUCUCUCCAAAGGCACGAGGGUUGACUGGGGACAGAGAUGAAAGAAUGCCGUCCAAGCACAUGAGAGACCCAAUUCCUGUAACGGAGUCUAAGAGCGUUCCAUGUUCUGAACCUCAGUCCUUUAAAACACAGCAGGGUUAUGAAAUGAACAAUCCUAAAGUUGAUCUUGCCAAUAGCUUCAGUCCAUGCCGAGAAGGCAGAUUUGUUGAGAAGCGGUUGAGAUCCUCUUCGGAAGGUACUGCUGGAGGCAGUCGGCUGAUCAUAAAACCAAAGGAUGGAAAUGCAGAGGAGCUGAACAGCCUACGGAAGCAGAGGGCAAGCUCAUCCUCUUCAAAAAUGAACAGCAUGGAUGUUUUGAAUAACUUGGGUUCCUGUGAGUUGGAUGAAGAUGACCUAAUGCUUGACUUGGAGUUCCUAGAAGAACAACAUCACCAUCGUUCUGUUUGCCGGGAAGACUCGUACCAGUCAAUAGUCUCAUGCGCUGCUGUAGUACUUACGCCUGUAGAGCCAACGGUGGAUACAAGGAAAAAAGAACAGACGAUAAUGCCGGAUGUGUCCAAACAGAAUCUGUCUCUGAAGCUGUCAAAGGAGGUAGACCAAGCAGAAGCCAGGUACCCUCGUGUUAGCCAGCUGGCUGGCAGCCCAUCCGUGGAGUGGCCUUUCACCGGUCUAGAAGAAGGCGGAGGCAUUGAAUCUUUGCCCUUCAGAUUGAUGCUGCAAGACUGCACAGCUGUAAAGACAUUGCUUCUGAAAAUGAAGAGGGUUCUUCAAGAGAGUACAGACAUGAGUCCAGCUAGUAGUACCACCUCACUCCCUGUUAGCCCUCUCCCUGAGGAGCCAUUAUUUUUCAAGGAUGGAAUAAAAGAUGAAUGCUCGGUGCUGAAGCUGCAGCUGAAGGAGAGAGAUGAACUCAUAGCCCAGCUUCGUGAGGAGCUGGAAAAGGCUCAGUGCUUUCAGAAGGCUCUUCCUUCCCAAGCAGAUAAAUCCACGCAGACAGAACUCGUAUGCCAUGAUACUACAUAUCCAAUCAGAAUGGUGAGCCAAAAUCUCAGCACAAGGGACAGAAAGUCAGCACAUACUCCCACCGAGGACCCUUUUAGACACCCGUCAGGCAACCAAGCAGCAGCCUAUGAAAGCAAGAGCUGUCAGCUGUCUAAUUUGUGUCUGAGUAACCUGCUAAAAGAGAAGGAGAUCGUGGAAGUCAUCAAGCAUACUAGAGGCACGUAUGAAACCCUCGCUUCAGAGGUCACCCAGAAUGGUUUGGCUAUCACAGCACCGAGUACAGAAAAGCCAGCAUCCAAGGCAGACAGCUAUCCAAUGUUCUCAGGGGCUCCAAAAGACCAAAUUGCUGUACCUCGGCAGCACACCACCUUCACAGGGAGACUUGGACAGCCUCCAAGGGGACCCAUCUCUCUACACAUGUAUAGCAGGAAAAAUGUUUUUCUUCACCACAAUUUACACACAGCAGAGCUACAGACUUUAGGUCAACAAGAUGGCUAAAAAGGUGCUUAUAUUCUUGCCAUGGAAGGAGAGUUGUUUAAGGAGGAGAAUAAGCUCACCUAGAACUCAGUCUUCACUUGUCAUCUGUUGCUACUUUCAUGUGAAAAAAAUAACGUAAAAAUUUAACAUUGUCUGUAGAUUCCAUACUUUCCCAUCUGGGACUGAGGCAAAAGGAUGAACUAAAUUGUUAAAUAACUAGCCUGAUUUGUCAUGCGGAAGUCACCAUGGAUAUAAUAAAUGGGACCAUUUGGCUGGCACUGCUAGUCCAGUAUUGGCAAACUAUUUUUUCCCCUCUAUAAGUCACUAUCAUUCCUGAAAGUUCUAGAAAAUGAUCUUAAAUAAUAUCAUGUAUGUUUAAUGAUAUUACUGUUAAAGUAGAUGUGAGGAAUGAAUAGAUAAUAAUUAGUAAACCCUCUUGAAUUUUAUAGAGAUUAGGGAAAUAAGGAGUCAGAAAUCUUUAAGGACCCUCUUUUUACGUUAUGUUUUUUUUAAUACAGUGAAAUUUUCUGACUUGUAGAGGUCCUGCUGUAUGUGUUCUAUGAGUGCCUCAUGCCACAGGAGAGGAGAUGAGUGAUUUUCCUUUAACAGCAAGGUCCAUAGAGACUCACCAGGUUUUCAAGUCAGUAAUUGAGUCCCAAUGAGAAUGUCAGCUUGGUUCCUCAACCUUCCCUUCCUUCCUCCCACCUUUAUUUAGCAACAUUUCUUGUUUCUGUUCUAUAAGGACAUGUCUGGUUGUGCUUUACAGGCAGUGUAUCACUCAUGAUGCAGUGUGACAUUCUGCUGUAUAAUGCAUCCUAUAGUUUCAUUUCACUUCCCAAACCAAAAAUGGGUGAAAGACAAAAGAGAAUUCUUAUUACCCAGGCCAAAUUACCUGCAUAAGUCGAAAUUUCUAUAGGCUGUGUCAUCUCUACUUAAGAACCCGGUUUAUACCAACUCAGUAGGUUUGCUUGUCUUGACAUCUUACACAAAAGUGAGGUUAAUUUAAUGCCUGGUCUCACAGGGGUAUGAAAUCAUCUGAUCACACCAUAGAACUUGCAGACCUGUCAGUAGCAAAAGAUCUGGUUUUCCCCUCUCAGAAGGCCUGAAAACAGGCGUCUGAGUCAAGUUACUCUAAACAUGUGGCAUAUACUAAACAUGACACUUAGUUUACAAUCUCUCCGAUGGAGGGUACUCUGAAUUAUAGAAGGAGAUACAGUUAGUAGUUUAUAAGUAAUCUGGUACAUUUAAGUACAAUUGAGGCAGAUCUGAGACAAGUCCCCUCUCUCUUAACUGGUGAUUAAGAAAGCCAAGGGUGCAGCACAUUCUCACAGGAAGAAGCAGGGCAGUGUGACUUAACAGAAAUAGCAUAUAAAUAGCCACUAAAAAUCUGUAACUUUUGAAAGGUAAGUCACAUAGAGCAUGUAAAAUGAAUUAAUGAUCCAAUUUUACCUAGUGUUAAAUAUAUCUGCUUCACUACUUAAUAUUUAGAUUAACACAAGGAUUGGUUAGAUUAAGAAAAAAAUAGACUAUGAGCUUGGCAGAUAUUCUGCAAAGUGAUUUCAGCAGCCUGAAAUUUCCGGCUUCUGUUUAUUGAGGAUUUUAUUUUGGUUAGAGCAGAUUUUAUUACAUUAUCUGAUGUUGAAGAGAGCAGGUUUUGUCUAAAUAUUCUGUAGUGAUAAUUUUGAGUAUCCAGAGAUGGAUACAUAAGAAUGAAGACAAAUAUUUGCCAAAAUUCUUCAUGUUCAUGUGUACAUUGCUACUGCCAAAACAGAAUGUGCAAAAAUUGCAAACACAGCUUGACCGAAUUAACUAUGGGUAUCCAAGACUCCCAGUUCUGCAUUGCAACUAAUAAUUUAAAGUCUACCAAAAAAGUUAAAAAUAGUAGUAAGAGAAUUUCACUAAUCAGAAUCACUUUCUGUUCUGAGCAAUCUCUUAAUGUCAUGGUGGAUUCAGAGGACAGUUGAUUCCUACUAACAGUUCAUUUCAGUCUUGCUCAUCUCAAAAUUUGAUGUGUGCAAUUGUAUUUCAGAUCUGUAAAUAAAUUAAACAUAUGCUGUAAUCAAGGAUUUUUUU